AGCGCCCUCUUGCGAUUACGCAAUACAUAAUUGUUGAGCAUUUUUCCCACAGUUUCACCAUGGAGGAAUAAGAAACUUAAAACUAUGCAACUUGUGACGUUUCUUGAAGUUUCUUUUAAAAUUCAUAGGUUGCUCAAACAUGCUGAUGCGCCCAAUCUUGCAUUCUCUGGUUCGCCACAGUGGGUACGUUGUACCCGUCUCACUGGUUACCUUGGCAACAGUAGGCUCCUCUGGCGUGUGGCUGAACCAGAACAGUAGGAACCUCCAGUCAAGCUGGUCGUCCUUCGCUCCAGUCAGAUUCGGAAGAGCCUUCUUUAGUGCAGCUUCAGUGGCAUUGGAUUACAAAUUCACCUUAUUUGGUGUGGACCCAGGAUCUGAGAGAUACAACAAACUUAAAUCAAAAGUACAUCUAAGAUCAGCUCAAAGACUUUAUCGUCUCUGCUGCAAGAACGGUGGUGUCUUCAUCAAAGCAGGACAGCAUGUGGGAGCACUGGACUAUCUCCUCCCUAAGGAGUAUGUGGAGACAAUGAAGGUGCUUCACAAUGAUGCCCCAUGCAGCGAGCUUGAAGACAUCAAAAAAGUCAUAGAAGAAGACCUCAAAUGCAAGGUAGAUGACGUGUUCCUGGACUUCUCUGAUAAGCCAAUAGGCACUGCCUCCCUGGCCCAGGUGCACCGUGCUAAACUCCAGGAUGGGAGGUCAGUAGCGGUCAAAGUUCAACAUCCAUAUGUCAAGGCUUACUCAGACGUCGACAUGAAAACCAUUGAUUUUCUCCUGCAUGCCGCAGCCCGUCUCUUCCCGGAGUUUGAGUUGCUGUGGCUGAGUGAAGAGAUGCAGGAGAAACUUCCCAUUGAGCUGGACUUCUUGCAGGAAGGACGGAAUGCUGAGAAAGCUGCUCGGCUGCUGGGACACUUCAAAUUCCUCAAAGUUCCCAAAGUCUAUUGGGAUCUGUCCACGACCAGAGUGCUUACAAUGGAAUACUGUCAAGGAGGACGUGUGGACGACGCUAAAUAUAUGAAACAACAUGACAUCGACGUUAAUAAGGUGACGCAAACUCUAGGCAAGAUGUACAGUGAGAUGAUCUUUGUUCAUGGCUUUGUGCACUGUGAUCCCCAUCCAGGCAACGUGCUGGUUAGAAAGACUUCCAACAGUCAUCCUGAAAUUGUCCUGCUGGAUCAUGGGCUUUACCAGACGUUAACAGAUGAGUUUCGGAUGAAUUAUGCCAAUUUCUGGCAGUCCAUUAUAGCAGCAGACAUUGAGGGAAUCAAGACAUACAGUGAAGCAUUAGGGGCCGGGGACAUGUACGCCUUGUUUGCUUGCAUGUUGACGGCCAGGAGUUGGGAUUCUGUCGCCACAGGAAUCGACAGAGUCGCUCCGUCUAGUGAAGAGGAUGAAGAAAUCCAGAAGAAUGUAGCCAUGUACAUCCCUCAGAUCUCCAGCAUCUUGAACAGCAUCCCACGACAGAUGCUACUCCUCCUCAAGACGAAUGAUCUGCUCCGUGGCAUCGAGUUCUCUCUCAAGAUUCGCAAGAGUGCCAGCUCCUUCAUCAACAUGUCUCGCUGCUGUGUGCGUGCCUUGGCUGAGCAUGACCGCAGACUGUGCAACGGUUGGGUGUGUCGCACACAGGUCAUGCUGCGCCAGCAAGCCAGACUUCUGGCUAUCAGCGUCUAUGAGAUGUACCUGUGGCUGAUAACGACGACUCCCUACACCUGGCUGGCAAGAACAUUUAUGUCAAGAAUCAGUUUACUGUCGCUAUGAUGGGUGUGGAUCGUUUGAUUGACCUACCCUUUCAAUAUCAAGAAACUAUGCUUGUACUUCUGUGCAAUUUGAUGCUAUGUUUUGUAGCAAGUCAUGAUCACAAGGUUGGUGUCAUUUCCAUCUCAUGGAUUUCUCCAUUGGUCAGUGGAUUUUAGUCUUUCUUCCAGACACAGCUCCAUACUUUCUUCAUUCAUAUACAUCUGACAGACCAGUCUUUUAACUCACCUAUACAGAUCAAGAUAGAAGCAGUAAGAAAAGUCAAACUAUUUAAUAUUUAUUGUUUUAUUGACUUGUUUACUUUUUUUACGUGGAUAUAGCAGCCAGUUGAUCCAUACAAAGUUGAUGUCUUCAAGUCACUACCUCUGUGAGCAUGCACAAAAUAUGAUUAGACAAGUGGUAUCAAUUUUUGUUAUUAUGUUGGAGAUCACCAUUAAUUCAGUGUUAACUAAUAACCGCACAAUUAUGGUUAACUUUUAGCCAAUCCGAAUAGAUGAUACGUGUGCUGUUUGUAAACAUGGAAUUAGUUGGGUUUAAACUUAUUGGAAAUGCUGCCAAUUUUUUUAAUACAUGUAUGCAGUUUUGAUUAAGCAUUUUAAAGGUACAUAUACAUGAAGCAUUAACUUAUACAUAGUUUCUGUCUGUUAAUGUGAACAAAGAUUUAAGCUGAUUUUAAAGAGUUGGAAAGUUAAAAAGGCUGAGAAAUAUUUAGAAAUUAAUAUUUAUAAAUGAUUGUGUGUAGUGAACUAUGCAGGACAGUUGAGGCAAUUGAGUAAUCAAAUUUAAGUGAAUCUACUUCUAGUACGUACCAAAAGUAUAUUUCAACAGGUAUUAAAUUUUGCAGUAAGCAAAGGUAUUUAUCAAUUUUGGUUUUAAAAAUAAAGUCACACAGCAAAUUU
This is a messenger RNA of Patiria miniata (bat star), 2652 nucleotides long. It is a transcript of the gene adck1, whose product is annotated as aarF domain-containing protein kinase 1-like. NCBI's taxonomy places the organism in Eukaryota, Metazoa, Echinodermata, Asteroidea, Valvatida, Asterinidae. Gene Ontology annotation, molecular function: protein kinase activity; ATP binding. Gene Ontology annotation, cellular component: mitochondrial inner membrane. The record is from RefSeq and is a predicted model, not a curated record. The transcript is spliced from 10 exons. Bases 140 to 1756 code for a protein of 538 amino acids. Gene Ontology annotation, biological process: protein phosphorylation; mitochondrion organization; lipid homeostasis.